CACCUCCCCAGCCAAUGGCUGGGAUCUCUCUCUCCUUCCCCUCCCCAUUCCUUUUUCCCCCCAGCCUAGGGCUGGGGCUGACAGACGGGACCAGGAGCUCUUGAGGUGUCUGGAGGCUCAGCGAGCCCCAGACCCAGGAGGCCCAAGGAGCUGGAGGUGACCCUCAGGCAGCAAGAACCCCGCGGAAGGGCGUGAGCCCUACAGACAGCUGUGCGGUACCUAGGGCUGGGCUCCUGUUAGGAGAAAGUGCCUGCGCCCAGGCAGCGGCUCAGAGGCAGCUGCUCCAUGCAGAACUGAAGCUGGUUCUGCAGCAGAAAGGGGAGAGGACACAGGAGCCUGGGGUGCAGGUGCCUCCCAGCAACGCCAUGGAGGCCAGGAGCCGGAGCGCAGAGGAGCUGAGGCGGGCGGAGUUGGUGGAAAUUAUCGUGGAGACAGAGGCGCAGACCGGGGUCAGCGGCAUCAACGUAGCUGGCGGCGGCAAAGAGGGAAUCUUCGUUCGAGAGCUGCGCGAGGACUCACCGGCCGCCAGGAACCUCAGCCUGCAGGAAGGGGACCAGCUGCUGAGUGCCCGAGUGUUCUUCGAGAACUUCAAGUACGAGGACGCACUACGCCUGCUGCAAUGCGCCGAGCCUUACAAAGUCUCCUUCUGCCUGAAGCGCACUGUGCCCACCGGGGACCUGGCGCUGCGGCCCGGGACCGUGUCUGGCUACGAGAUCAAGGGCCCGCGGGCCAAGGUGGCCAAGCUGAACAUCCAGAGUCUGUCCCCUGUGAAGAAGAAGAAGAUGGUGCCUGGGGCUCUGGGGGUCCCCGCUGACCUGGCCCCUGUUGACGUCGAGUUCUCCUUUCCCAAGUUCUCCCGCCUGCGCCGGGGCCUCAAAGCUGAGGCUGCCAAGGGUCCUGUCCCGGCCGCCCCUGCCCGCCGGCGCCUCCAGCUGCCUCGGCUGCGUGUACGAGAAGUGGCCGAAGAGGCUCAGGCAGCCCGGCUGGCCGCCGCUGCUCCUCCCCCCAGGAAGGCCAAGGUGGAGGCCGAGGUGGCCGCAGGGGCUCGUUUCACAGCCCCUCAGGUGGAGCUGGUUGGGCCCCGGCUGCCAGAGGCCGAGGUGGGUGUCCCACAGGUCUCAGCCCCCAAGGCUGCCCCCUCUGCAGAGGCAGCUGGUGGCUUUGCCCUCCACCUACCAACCCUUGGGCUCGGAGCCCCGGCUCCGCCUGCUGUGGAGGCCCCAGCCGUGGGGAUUCAGGUCCCCCAGGUGGAGCUGCCUGCCUUACCCUCACUGCCCGCUCUGCCUCCACUUCCCUGCCUAGAAACCCGGGAAGGGGCUGUGUCGGUAGUGGUGCCCACCCUGGAUGUGGCAGCACCGACUGUGGGGGUGGACCUGGCCUUGCCGGGUGCGGAGGUGGAGGCCCGGGGAGAGGCACCUGAGGUGGCCCUGAAGAUGCCCCGCCUCAGUUUCCCCCGAUUUGGGGCUCGAGCAAAGGAAGUUGCUGAGGCCAAGGUAGCCAAGGGCAUCCCUGAGGCCAGGGUGAAAGGUCCCAGGCUUCGAAUGCCCACCUUUGGGCUUUCCCUCUUGGAGCCCCGGCCUGCUGCUCCUGAAGUUGUAGAGAGCAAGCUGAAGCUGCCCACCAUCAAGAUGCCCUCCCUUGGCAUCGGAGUGUCAGGGCCUGAGGUCAAGGUGCCCAAGGGACCUGAAGUGAAGCUCCCCAAGGCUCCUGAGGUCAAGCUUCCAAAAGUGCCUGAGGCAGCUCUUCCAGAGGUUCGACUCCCAGAGGUGGAGCUCCCCAAAGUGUCAGAGAUGAAACUCCCAAAGGUGCCAGAGAUGGCUGUGCCGGAGGUGCGGCUUCCAGAGGUGCAGCUGCCCAAAGUGUCAGAGAUGAAACUCCCAAAGGUGCCAGAGAUGGCUGUGCCGGAGGUGCGGCUUCCGGAGGUGCAGCUGCCCAAAGUGUCAGAGAUGAAACUCCCCAAGGUGCCAGAGAUGGUUGUGCCAGAGGUGCGGCUUCCGGAGGUGCAGCUGCCCAAAGUGUCAGAGAUGAAACUCCCAAAGGUGCCAGAGAUGGCUGUGCCAGAGGUGCGGCUUCCAGAGGUGCAGCUGCCGAAAGUCCCAGAGAUGAAAGUCCCUGAGAUGAAGCUUCCAAAGGUGCCUGAGAUGAAACUUCCUGAAAUGAAACUCCCUGAAGUGAAACUCCCGAAGGUGCCUGAGAUGGCCGUGCCCGAUGUGCACCUCCCAGAGGUGCAGCUGCCGAAAGCCCCAGAGAUGAAACUCCCUAAAAUGCCUGAGAUGGCUGUGCCAGAGGUUCGACUCCCCGAGGUGCAGCUGCCAAAAGUCUCAGAGAUGAAACUCCCCAAGGUGCCCGAAAUGGCUGUGCCCGAUGUACACCUCCCAGAGGUGCAGCUGCCCAAAGUCUCCGAAAUGAAAGUCCCUGACGUGAAGCUCCCAGAGAUAAAACUCCCUAAGGUGCCUGAGAUGACCGUGCCCGAUGUGCACCUCCCUGAGGUGCAGCUGCCGAAAGUGUCAGAGAUUCGGCUGCCGGAAAUGCAAGUACCGAAGGUUCCCGAUGUGCAUCUUCCGAAGGCACCAGAGGUGAAGCUGCCCAGGGCUCCAGAGGUGCAGCUAAAGGCCGCCAAGGCAGAGCAGGCAGAAGGGAUGGAAUUUGGCUUCAAGAUGCCCAAGAUGACCAUGCCCAAGCUAGGGAGGGCAGAGUCCCCAUCACGGGGAAAGCCAGGCGAGGCGGGUGCUGAGGUCUCAGGGAAGCUGGUAACACUUCCCUGUCUGCAGCCAGAGGUGGAUGGUGAGGCUCAUGUGGGUGUCCCCUCUCUCACUCUGCCCUCAGUGGAGCUAGACCUACCAGGAGCCCUUGGCCUGGAGGGGCAGGUCCCAGCCACUGAAAUGGGCAAGGUAGAGCGGGCGGAGGGCCCCGAGGUGGCAGCAGGGGUCAGGGAAGUGGGCUUCCGAGUGCCCUCUGUUGAAAUUGUCACUCCACAGCUGCCCGCUGUGGAAACUGAGGAAGGGCGGCUGGAGAUGAUGGAGAUGAAAGUCAAACCCUCUUCCAAGUUCUCCUUACCUAAGUUUGGACUCUCGGGGCCAAAGGUGGCUAAGGCAGAGGCUGAGGGGGCUGGGCGAGCCACCAAGCUGAAGGUAUCCAAGUUUGCCAUCUCACUCCCCAAGGCUCGGGUGGGGGCUGAGGCUGAGGCCAAAGGGACUGGGGAGGCAGGCCUGCUGCCUGCCCUCGAUCUAUCCAUCCCACAGCUCAGUCUGGAUGCCCACCUGCCCUCAGGCAAGGUAGAGGUGGCAGGUGCCGACCUCAAGUUCAAGGGGCCCAGGUUUGCUCUGCCCAAGUUUGGGGUCAGAGGCCGGGACACUGAGGCAGCAGAACUAGUGCCGGGGAUGGCUGAGUUGGAGGGCAAGGGCUGGGGCUGGGAUGGGAGGGUGAAGAUGCCCAAGCUGAAGAUGCCCUCCUUUGGGCUGGCUCGAGGGAAGGAAGCAGAAGUUCAAGGUGAGCGUGCCAGCCCAGGGGAAAAGGCUGAGUCCACCGCUGUGCAGCUUAAGAUCCCCGAGGUGGAGCUGGUCACACUGGGUGCCCAGGAGGAAGGGAGGGCAGAGGGGGCUGUGGCCGUCAGUGGAAUGCAGCUGUCAGGCCUGAAGGUGUCCACAGCCAGGCAGGCGGUCAUGGAGGGCCAUGAGGCGGGGCUGAGGAUGCCUCCGCUGGGCAUCUCCCUGCCCCAGGUGGAGCUGACUGGCUUUGGGGAGGUGGGUACCCCAGGGCAGCAAGCUGAGAGUACAGUCCCUUCAGCAGAGGACACAGCAGGCUACAGGGUUCAGGUGCCCCAGGUGACCCUGUCUCUGCCUGGAGCCCAGGCUGCAGGUGGGGAGCUGUUGGUGGGUGAGGGUGUCUUCAAGAUGCCCACCGUGACAGUGCCCCAGCUUGAGCUGGACGUGGGGCUAAGCCGAGAGGCACAGGCGGGCGAGGUGGCCACAGGCAAGGGUGGGCUGAGGCUGAAGUUGCCCACGCUGGGGGCCGGAGCUGGGGUGGGGGGCGAGGGUGCUCAGGAGCAGCCCCCAGGGGAUGAGCGUACCUUCCGCCUCUCACUGCCCGACGUGGAGCUCUCGCCACCCGGGGGCAACCACGCUGAGUACCAGGUGGCAGACGGGGAGGGGGAGGCUGGACACAAGCUCAAGGUACGGCUGCCCCGGUUUGGCCUGGCGUGGGCCAAGGAGGGGGCCGAGGAGGGUGAGAAGGCCAAGAGCCCCAAACUCAGGCUGCCCCGUGUGGGCUUCAGCCAAAGUGAGAUGGUGACUGGGGAAGGCUCCCCCAGCCCCGAGGAGGAGGAGGAGGAAGAGGGCAGUGGGGAAGGGGCCUUGGGGCGCCGGGGCCGGGUCCGGGUCCGCUUGCCACGUGUAGGCCUGGCGGCCCCUUCUAAAGCCUCUCGGGGGCAGGAGGGCGAUGCAGCCCCCAAGUCCCCCGUGAGAGAGAAGUCACCCAAGUUCCGCUUCCCUAGGGUGUCCCUAAGCCCCAAGGCCCGGAGUGGGAGUGGGGACCAGGAAGAAGGUGGGUUCCGGGUGCGGCUGCCCAGCGUGGGGUUUUCAGAGACAGGGGCUCCAGGCCCAGCCAGGAUGGAGGGGGCUCAGGCUGCGGCCGUCUGAAGCCCCUGGGCAGAUGGGGAUCCCUUCUUGCCUUCCUUUCUCUACCCCCUCGCUGUUGUGUGUGUGAUAACUAGCACUAACCCUAAGAGGGCUGGGAGGUGGGUGACUGACCAUGGCCGGCGGGGAGGCCUGCUCCUGUCUCUCUGGCAGGAGUGCCUGUACCCCACCAAGCCAUGUGAAUAAAAUAAUCCGGAAGUAGC
Molecule: messenger RNA, 4837 nt
Organism: Rhinopithecus roxellana (golden snub-nosed monkey)
Lineage: Eukaryota; Metazoa; Chordata; Mammalia; Primates; Cercopithecidae
Gene: PRX
Product: periaxin
Exons: 7
Coding region: 366-4637 (1423 amino acids)
Biological process (GO): regulation of RNA splicing; peripheral nervous system myelin maintenance
Cellular component (GO): nucleus; cytoplasm
Molecular function (GO): protein binding
Source: RefSeq, a predicted model, not a curated record